GCGGCGGCGGCGGCGGCUGCUGCUGGAACGGCCCGGCAGGAGGAGGCGGCGAGGAUGGCGGCGGCGGCGGCGGCGUCCUGGGCGCGGCGGAGAUGAGCGCUCGCGGCCCCAGGCCCAAGGCGGCGUGGCCGGAGUGGGCGGGGGUCCCGAUGCAGUCCCGAGGGGGGCCAUGGGGCAGGUCCUGCCGGUCUUCGCCCACUGCAAAGAAGCUCCAUCUACAGCUUCAUCUACCCCUGACUCCACAGAAGGAGGGAACGACGAUUCGGAUUUUCGGGAGCUGCAUACAGCCCGGGAAUUCUCGGAGGACGACGAGGAGGAGACCACGUCGCAGGACUGGGGCACUCCCCGGGAGCUGACCUUCUCCUACAUCGCCUUCGACGGUGUGGUGGGCUCUGGGGCUCGCAGGGAAUCAGGCGCUCGCCGCCCACGGCCCCAGGGCCGCUCAGUCUCGGAGCCGCGAGACCCGCCCCCUCAGCCCGGCCUGGGCGACAGCUUGGAAAGCAUCCCCAGCCUGAGUCAAUCCCCGGAGCCAGGGCGUCGAGGUGACCCCAGUUCUGCCCCUCCAGCUGAGCGCCCCCCGGAGGACCUGGGGCUUCAGCUGGAUCAACUGGGCUGGGCGACCCGGGGAGCAGGGACUGGGGAGGACUCUGCCACCAGUAGCUCCACUCCGCUGGAAGACGAGGAGCCCGAAGGAUCAGUUGCUGGAGAGGCUGGGAAAGAAUUGGACCUACCACUCGGAUUCGUUCAGUCCUCGCCGCUGGAAGUCUUUACUCCACAGCCCAGCCCUGUCUCUGGGAUCCCCCAGACCCCCACCCCAUCCCCACCUCGAUCCCGGGAUUCGAACUCUUGGCCGGAUGAGCCCUUGCUGGACGAGAAGGAGGAAGAGCCGUGGGGGCAGCUGGAGCAGGAGCCAAUCACGGGGCAAUGCCUCGAUAGCACGGACCAAUCAGAAUUCACACUGGAAUCACACGUUCUAGUAUGCUCAGUCUCCAUGAACGGUUCCUAUAGGUUGGUUGUAGACAUCCCUGCUUUCGGCUGUUUACAAAGACAGCCACACCGUUUUGGAAUUGUUCCCACCUCUAUGGAGAGCCAUUGGCUGGGUACAAAGGGGGCCCCGCCCCCUAUUCCCUCCCUCCUGGUUCCACUGAAGUGGGCAAAAUCCCUGAGAAGCAGCGGUGUCUGUAGCCUCUCACUCGGAGGAGCCGAGAUGGGGAGUAAAGUGGCGGACCUGCUGUACUGGAAGGACACGAGGACGUCAGGAGUGGUCUUCACAGGCCUCAUGGUCUCCCUGCUAAGCCUCCUGCAUUUUAGCAUCGUGUCCGUGGCCGCCCACGUGGCCCUGUUGCUGCUCUGCGGCACCAUCUCUCUCAGGGUUUACCGAAAAGUGCUGCAGGCCUUGCACCGGGGGGACGGCACCAACCCCUUCCAGGCCUACCUGGACGUGGACCUGACCCUGACUCGGGAGCAGACUGAACGUUUGUCCCAGCAGAUUGCCUCCCGCGUGGUCUCUGCGGCCAUACAGCUGCGGCAUUUCUUCCUGGUAGAAGACCUCGUGGACUCCCUCAAGCUGGCCCUUCUCUUCUACAUCUUGACCUUCGUGGGUGCCGUCUUCAAUGGUUUGACUCUUCUCAUUCUGGGAGUGAUCGGUGUAUUCACAGUCCCUCUGCUAUAUCGACAGCAUCAGGCCCAGAUUGAUCAGUAUGUGGGAUUGGUGACCAAUCAGUUGAGCCACAUCAAAGCUAAGAUCCGAGCUAAGAUCCCAGGGACCGGAGCCCUUGCCUCGGUAGCAGCUGCAGUCUCCGGACCCAAAGCCAAAGCCGAAUGAAAGAGGUGUCUCUGCCUGCGGGACGCCUGCCCCCACCCCCUGUAGCCCUCUGCCCUCUUCCAUCUCCCUUCCAUCCCUGCCCUCAUUCAGCCUCAGCCCGAGCCAUUUCCCAGUGGGUGUCAGGAUCACUCACACCAGGGAGUUUGCGCAAAUUGCCUGAGCGGUCAGGACUGCAUUUCCCAAGAGGCUCUGCUCUAGGAGUCCAAGGAAAGCGAGGCACCUUGGCCGCGGGGCCUGCUGGGACUUGUAGUUGCCUAGAUAGGGCACACGCCCUGCACUUCCGUGACCCCACCGCUGGAGGCGCCGUGAGGGCUUGGUGUCUCUUUCGACGCCACUAGCCCCAACGCUGGGGCUUUGCAUGGGGCCCAGGGGAGGCCUGAGCUUGGAUUUACACUGUAAUAAAGACUUCUGUGGAA
This is a messenger RNA of Dama dama (fallow deer), 2241 nucleotides long. RefSeq names its product reticulon 2 (gene RTN2). The record is from RefSeq and is a predicted model, not a curated record. The transcript is spliced from 11 exons. Bases 170 to 1825 code for a protein of 551 amino acids. NCBI's taxonomy places the organism in Eukaryota, Metazoa, Chordata, Mammalia, Artiodactyla, Cervidae.